AUGAUAAGGAAAAUCAUCGUUUUGUUUUACGGGAUUGGAUUUGUGGUAGCAUCUCCAAAAUGCAGUGACGAGGAAGCAUCGAAAUGCAUUCCUGAAGAUGGGGAAGAUCUUUUUAAACUAGAAAACACUUGGCCCGGAACCGAAGAACGUUUGGCAGAAAUUUGUCCCGUAAUAUCUACACAACUGGAUUGUGCAAUAGCUUUUGCGGAACGAUGUCCUCAUACACGAAUUGGAUUGUACUUGGAGGGACUGAAAAGACAUAAAAGUCUGUACAACAAGUUAUGCGACAAGUCAAACGAUUUUAGAGCAAAGUACUUGAAGCUCAUAUCUUGUGUGAAUGAAAAAAUUUCAACUAUAAGCAAUGAGUGCGAGGAACAUUUGGAUAUGCUUGCUGCUAAUUUCCAGUGUACGAAAUCUGUUCAAGACUACAAAAAAUGUGUUAAUGAUAUCAUAAAAGAUGAUUGUGGAGUGGAGCAUGCUGAUGUCUUCAGUGUCAUUUAUGAAGCAAGAGUACCAAUUUAUGAAGUAGCAUGCGAGGAAAUUUACGAAACGCUAAAGGACUUAGGAGUUAUUUCAUAAAAUUAGGACAUUAUAACUUCCCAUGAUACCACGGAAAUUCUCAAUCGCCUCUCUUUCUCUCUAGGGAAAAAAAAAGCAUAUUAUAUUGAAAGAAAAAUUAAGAUAUGAAGCUAAAUAUUUUGUAGCACUAACGGGAUUAAGCACCCUACUAUUGUAAGCCUCUAAGUAGUACAAAUAGAAGCUCACACACAAAAAAAAAAGGAGUGAGAGAGAAAACCUCCUGGUAUUAUUUUAACUGAAGAAUACUAAUUUUCUUACUAGACGGAAAAUAGUUUGAAUAGCAAAAGUUGCCGUUCAGUGCUAUUCCCUAUCAUGGAAAUACUUUUGAACAACUAUUUUUUAUUUUUGUGUUAGACUUUUCUAUUAAAAUCUUAAAAUUUACUGUUUAAUUUAUGCAUUAUAAGUAGUAAAUAGGACACCGUAAACUCACGAUUAUCCCCAAGUUACUGAUUAUACGUGACCAUCACGGGAAGUACUAUACUCGAUUAGAAAAAAGAAGACAGAUCGAUAAUGUCAUGCUUGUUGCGUAGCUCAUGGUUUUAUUAAGUUUCCGCAGUACGA
Uloborus diversus is the source of this 1140-nucleotide messenger RNA. RefSeq lists its product as uncharacterized. The transcript has 5 exons. The coding region runs from base 1 to 579 and encodes 192 amino acids. The record is from RefSeq and is a predicted model, not a curated record. Lineage: Eukaryota; Metazoa; Arthropoda; Arachnida; Araneae; Uloboridae.